This is a messenger RNA of Mucor velutinosus, 948 nucleotides long. RefSeq lists its product as uncharacterized. The record is from RefSeq and is a predicted model, not a curated record. The transcript has 10 exons. NCBI's taxonomy places the organism in Eukaryota, Fungi, Mucoromycota, Mucoromycetes, Mucorales, Mucoraceae. Gene Ontology annotation, cellular component: cytoplasm; nucleus. Bases 1 to 948 code for a protein of 315 amino acids. Gene Ontology annotation, biological process: protein phosphorylation. Gene Ontology annotation, molecular function: ATP binding; cyclin-dependent protein serine/threonine kinase activity.
AUGGAUAAAUAUCAAAAAAUUGAAAAGCUUGGAGAAGGAACUUAUGGUAUUGUCUAUAAGGCACAGAACCGUGAAACCAAUCUAGUUGUUGCCUUGAAGCGUAUUCGUCUGGAUAAUGAAGAGGAGGGCGUACCAUGCACAGCGAUUCGAGAAAUUUCGCUAUUGAAGGAAUUGAAGCAUCCAAAUAUUGUUAGAUUAUACGACGUUGUGCAUACAGAAAAGAAAUUGACGCUUGUGUUUGAGUAUAUGGAUUCAGAUUUGAAAAAGUUUUUGGAUUCUUAUGGUGGUGAUAUUGAUAUCUUGACCGUCAAGCAAUUCAUGUAUCAAUUAUUAAAGGGCAUUGCAUUUUGCCAUUCUCAUCGAGUUCUGCACAGAGACUUGAAACCACAGAACCUAUUAAUUAACAAGGUCAACACUACAAAAGGUGAAUUGAAGUUGGGUGAUUUUGGACUUGCAAGAGCAUACGGUAUUCCAGUCAGAAGUUAUUCUCAUGAAGUUGUCACCCUCUGGUAUCGUGCACCUGAUGUAUUGAUGGGUUCGCGUCAGUAUUCAACAUCGAUUGAUUUAUGGUCUGCGGGAUGUAUCUUUGCAGAAAUGGCAUCGGGUAGACCUUUGUUCCCUGGCAAUUCUAUUUCUGAUCAAUUACAGAGAAUCUUCAAGGUGUUGGGUACGCCAACAGAAGAAACAUGGCCCAAAGUAUCCCAGCUUCCGGAAUAUAAGCGUGAUUUCGAGAUCUUUCCUAAAAUACAACUGGAAACACUUUUACCCAAAGUAGAUCAUCUCGGCAUUGAUCUUUUAAAACGUCUCCUCGAAUAUCCACCCGAAAAGCGUAUUACAGCCAGCGAUGCACUGCAGCAUCCUUACUUUGAUGAGCUGCGGAAAAAGGAGUCAUCGUCUACGACCACCAAUUCUACAUCUGACAACGUGUCAAAAGAAAACAGUAGAUGA